UUUAGUAUAACAGUAUUUUGUUACAAAUUCGAUAUUUUUCGCUUUAAAAAUCUCAUCCAUCUGUAAACCACCAGAACGGUGCUGGUUUCGGUUACGCGCAGCACGGGCCACACGGGAAUAAUGCACUUUACACGCUAAUUAAACUCACUGGUUGAAGCACAUCCGCUAUCGCACAUAACCCAUUGCCCAAGCAGUUCCACGCUUGGUUCGUGAACGUACGAGCGCGUGUACGAAACACCACGCGCCUCCAUCGGCACCCAGCGCAGUGGGGGGUUCAUUCGGGUUCGGGAUUGUAGCGAGUUCGUGCGCUUCGUACGAUCGUACAUCGGGAAGCUUAUUUGCCGAAGUUGGGCACCAUCCUGACAAAGCUUGUCGUGCUGCAAAAACCCCACGACAUUCAGUCAGUUGCGUUCGAAGCGUGGAGCAUGAACUGUUCUUGUGGCGGCACAGCACAUUUACGAAGUCCUUUUUUUUCGCCCCCCCCCCCCCCCCACGCGCGGGCCCAUGUAACGGUUUCUUGGUUCUGUGGUUUUGUUGCUAAAUAGUUCAUUGGAUGCAGUUCGUGGUGUUGUGCGAAGCAAUGGGAGGUUGGUGUUGAUAAAUUAUUUAAAAGCAGCUAAAAACGGCACACCGAUCAAUGGAAAUUGGUACGAUUCGAAUGUGUUUCCACCGAAGGAAGUAAAUGGUUGGUGAUGAACGCGUACGUGUGUGUGUGUGUGUGUGUGUGUGUUUUUUUUAUCUGUGAGUAAUAUAUGAACCAAGCAGAAAGGAUACAAAUGACCUGCAUGUGAUCUGUUUCGUCCGUCCGAUGGAUAUCCAUUUACCAAACGGAAGUGUAUAGCUCGAACGCAUCAUUAAGUGAGCUGCCAUAGUGUAAAAAUUUUCUCUAAUUUUCACCUUACUGUACGCAAUUCCUGCGGCACAAUGAGCAGCGUGGUUCAUACAAAGGGAAGAUCUCACCCGCGCGCGCGGAAGCGUUAAAAUGUGAAUGCAUUUCCGGAAACGGUGCAAGCUGGGCACCGUGCUUUUGUUCGCACCUGGCGACCGGUGUGUAGUAUAUCGCGGAUGCAUCACCGAAUGCAUCGCCGUGCGAGAUCAUCGCUAUCAUCGGCGGGACUGCUAAAAGGCACAAAGGUUCACACCGCACACAAAGAGCAUUGAAUCAUGCUGCUCACCAACACAGCCGAGCGCGCGCACUCUCACUUUUGUCCCAAUUGCAGCAGCGCCGGUGCAUUCCUGCUUCGCACACAGUCGGAUGUGUACACUUUGGGGAUACAGCUCUCCCGGAACUUGGGCCCGGGUACGCUUUCCAGUCACUUGUGACACUGAGCUGGUUGAGAGCGAAAAAUAGCCAACAUCGUCACUGGGCUUGUGUGUGUGUGUGUGUGUGUGUGCUGGUGUGUAUGUAUGAAUUGGUGCAUAUGUGUAUGUGUGUGUGUAUAAGGAGUGCCGAAGGAUGUUUAGUGGUAUCGUUGCAUCUUAACGUUUGUUCACUACAUGCAUAGUGCCAGAGCACAGGUUUUUAAAGUUGUUUAUAUCGUUGAUGCAAAUAAAAUGAAGUGAAAUUACGAACUAACCAAACAGCAACAAAAAAAGGGAAAAUAAAAAGAAAACUGAAAAGCACUACAUACCCGUCGUGCGGAGUUGAAAUGAGCUUGUUGACAACGCAUCGUUAGCAUGGAAGCAGUGAAGUGGUUUUGCGCGCAACUUGUUAUAAUACGGCCCGUGGUAGACAAACUGGAUUAAAAAGGAUGUGUAUACAAUUGGUACCGUAGCAGCUACGAAACAAAAAGUACCAAGGAAUUCUAGUGCUAGCAUCCCUUACAAAACAUUCCGGAUGUCAUCGUCCGGAAAGGGCAACAAUUGUGUCGUGUGCUGAAGGUGCUGCAAUCGUGUGCUAGAAGUGCCUGUUGCCGGAACGGGGUUUCACUAUUAUCACCAACAAAGCCAAAGGACGCAGUCAAGGGUGGGAUUGGUGCUGCAGCUUCACGCUUUACAUUUGCCGUACUGCCGAAGAACAUGGGUCGCCCGUACUACGAUGAUCCGGUGGAAAUGUGGCUCUGGUCGUCUACGAAACCCGUGCACGUUGUUCGGCUAUCGACGGUUCCUUUUCCGGAAUGGUUUCCCGGCACGGUAACGCUGGCUAGUGCGACCGUCGGUGCGGGUGCACACAGUACGGCCGGCAGUUUAAGUCGUCCAGCUGGUUACGCCGGCUACGUUAGCUACAUGAAACGAUUUAAUUUCACUGCAAACCUCGACUCCAUCGAUGACCGGUCCGGUGCGAACGUCGAUAUUGGGGAUCAGAUUGCUGUCGACGAUGACGAUGGGUCACUGGCAUUGCAUAACUACUGGGCCCUGCUUGCAAUUAUACUCGUGUUCGGUACGGCCGCCGGUAACAUACUCGUCUGUCUUGCCAUCGUCUGGGAGCGACGGUUGCAGAACGUCACCAACUAUUUUCUGAUGUCACUGGCCAUUACGGAUCUGAUGGUUGCUCUGUCGGUGAUGCCGCUAGGAAUACUGACGCUGGUCAAAGGGCACUUUCCGCUCGAUUCCGAAUACUGUCUGGUUUGGAUCUGUUUGGAUGUUUUAUUUUGCACCGCUAGCAUAAUGCACCUGUGCACCAUAUCAGUUGAUCGGUAUCUUUCCCUGCGCUAUCCCAUGAAGUUUGGGCGAAACAAAACGCGACGACGUGUCGUGUUGAAGAUAAGCUUCGUAUGGUUGCUUUCGAUUGCGAUGAGUCUCCCAUUAAGUUUAAUGUAUUCUAAGAACCAUGCAUCGGUGCUAGUGAAUGGAACGUGCCAAAUACCGGACCCGGUAUACAAGCUGGUCGGAUCCAUUGUAUGCUUUUAUAUACCGCUCUGUGUUAUGUUGAUAACCUACACGCUAACCGUACGUCUGUUGGCGCAGCAGAGCGAGAAUCUGGGGGGUCCCGGUAGUGGUGGUGGAUGGUCCAGUGGGUGGUUGGGCCAAGCGCCGGCAUUUGAUCGGCGAAAUACAUGGAAACGAAUAAUUAAGCUCAGUUUACCGACGGCUCAGAACCCACACGCACAUUCCGCUGCCUCGACCGAUACGGAACUUUCCACGCUGGAUAAUCAUGAUCUUUGGUUGCUAGAGUCCAGCAUUCCAGAACCGAGCUCCAUUACGAUGACGGCAAUGCAGCGAUUUGGUGAAGAAAUGCUGAAACUUUCUCAAGGACUAGAAUCCGUAGCGCAACACAGCGAUCGUCAUCUAGCUGCAAGUGGCAACUCACGAUCACCGGAGCGUAAUCGUGAAGGAGAAUUGUUUCGUAAAAAACCAAGCACGAGAAAUACAGCAGGAACAGCGACGAUGGCCACUAUCCGCUCUCCGGUACCGGCGAAAAAACGACGCAGUUCCACCUCUACCUGGAUCAAUCGGCGAAAUUCUGGUACGCCCCCACCAGUUCGGUUAGUUCGGAAGCGUUUCAAGAGUUUACCACACGCGAUCCCUCCAUCGGAAUCGGACGAAAUCGAAGUGGAUGAACAGUUCAUGCAAGACGUUCUGCUGGAGUUACGGGAAAGGGAGGAUAAGUCGACGCUUGAAACUUCCCGGAAAAAGGAACUUCAGCUGGUGGAGGAGGUUGAAUCUUCCACUGCAACCAACAGCCGUCAACCCGAUGGUGAUGAUACGUGCAGCGAAGGUGUCAGUUCUCAUCCACUAUCGCAAAGCCAUGCGGGACAUAGUUUAAAGCUUCCACCACCGUGCAAAUGUCCGUUCUUCGGUGAAGGUGCGUCCAACCGUCACCAGUACCUUCGCCCGGCAGAAAUUAAAAUCGUAAAGACAAGUUCCGACUUCAGCUCGAUAGCGGCCACCGGUGAUAGUCUCGUGUACAGCACGAUCUCCAUUUCGUCCAGCUCCAACGUAACCUCACAACCGACGCGAUCCAUUUCGAGCAGCCUUUCAACGUUGCCUGCCUCGGCCCUAGCAUCGCCGAGCAGGAAAUGCAGCGCCCCGAAAGGUAUUUCCGUCGUGACCUGGGAUCAACGACGUCAUCAGCGGCGCGGUUCCAGCUUUGGUGGGGCGAGAACUUCACUGCUUCUCACACCGACGAAGGCAAGCCCAUCGAGCGUAUCCUUAAGACGUUCGAUCAACCUUCGCCAUUCCACGCUCGACGGAGGCAGUGUAGCCGGCAGUGGCGAAACCAUGUUCCGUGGGGCACCCAAGAAGAACAGUUCCUCACCGUGUCUGAUGCAGCAUCAGACGGGUAGCGGUGGUGCAACGGUAGCGAUGAUGGCAGUCGCAGCAGCCACCUCGACAGUGCCAACGAUGGCUACGACAACGAUGACCGUCCGGUCGCAUCAUUCGCGCAACUCGAGCAUGAUCUCGCGCAACUCUUCCCGUCACGGGCGCAUCAUUCGACUGGAGCAGAAAGCCACCAAGGUGCUCGGGGUGGUGUUUUUUACCUUCGUUAUACUGUGGGCGCCCUUUUUCGUGCUCAAUCUGCUGCCGAGCGUGUGCAAACACUGUGAGGAUAACAUUGACCAGUGGGUGUUUGAGUUUGUGACCUGGCUCGGGUACGCCAGCAGUCUGGUCAAUCCGAUUUUCUACACCAUUUUCAACAAGGCAUUUCGAGACGCGUUCCGCAAGGUGUUGCUGUGCCGGUACGGAUUGAAGACACGCCAUUGGCAACCGAACAGCUAGUACGCCGCGGUCCCUGGACGGUUGGACCAUAGUGAACCAGUGUAAGUCAUGGCAACCGACUAUUUUAUGUGUAAUGGCCAUCUUCUUCCUCCCAAGCUCAUCUCUCUACUCCUGUGAACGGUUUCGGUCUUUGGUGGUGAAACGUUUUGAUACUUACAUAGGGACUCGUUACUGUCGUUGUGUGCACGUAGCUCGACGACAAUACGGGGCCAUCAUGGCAGACGAUGAUGACGUGGACGCGACGGUAGAUAUAUUGAACGGUGUAUGUGGUGUUAACUUAGCAAUAAAUGUUUUAUAUCCUCUUCGUAGUAAA
Molecule: messenger RNA, 4972 nt
Organism: Anopheles funestus (African malaria mosquito)
Lineage: Eukaryota; Metazoa; Arthropoda; Insecta; Diptera; Culicidae
Gene: 5-HT2B
Exons: 6
Coding region: 2020-4659 (879 amino acids)
Biological process (GO): adenylate cyclase-activating adrenergic receptor signaling pathway
Cellular component (GO): membrane
Molecular function (GO): G protein-coupled receptor activity
Source: RefSeq, a predicted model, not a curated record